Molecule: messenger RNA, 3130 nt
Organism: Cyphomyrmex costatus
Lineage: Eukaryota; Metazoa; Arthropoda; Insecta; Hymenoptera; Formicidae
Product: Fanconi anemia group J protein homolog
Exons: 16
Coding region: 229-3120 (963 amino acids)
Biological process (GO): nucleotide-excision repair; double-strand break repair involved in meiotic recombination
Cellular component (GO): nucleus
Molecular function (GO): DNA binding; DNA helicase activity; hydrolase activity, acting on acid anhydrides, in phosphorus-containing anhydrides
Source: RefSeq, a predicted model, not a curated record
AAGAUUUCAGGCACGAAAUAUUUGCGAGAGUAGUCCUCGCACAGUGUAAACUGUAACUCAUGUGCUUCAGUAAUAAUGAAAAUAAACUCGAUAUAAAGGAAUAUAUCGAUUUGGAGAAGCGAACGAAUAACGGGUAAGAGGUUAGGAGCACACGGCGGGAAAGCAAUGAAACAUACGUGUCGUGUUUACAGCAAGGCCGCAUGCGUUACGUUCUACAGGUGUUGAUUGAUGAUCGUGAUUUGUAUCAUCGUUACUUUAAUAGGAUCGUUUAUAUGCGCGUUGAUCAAAGCCGAGAUGGACGAGUGGCUCGGAGAAUCAAGCACGAAGGGGCAAUCGAAGCUGUCUUUGAGAAGGAACUGUACCAAUGAGUCAUCAAAUCCAGGCAAUUUGAUAGAGUUAUCAUCAGACGAUGAUAGUAUUGAUUUACCAUUGAAUUUGCAGAAAAAUACAAAAGAAUAUAAGAAUGUAACAAGUCACGGAACAACUAGCAUUCUGAAUAGUGUAACAGAUGCUUCCAAGUGUAAUUCGGAACAUAAUACAUCAGAUAAUUUGAGUGACGAUGACAUUAUUGUUGUUGAUCAUGUUUCUAAUAAUGAUACUUCUUAUAAGAGCCAGUCGAUGUUUAAUUGGAAUAAGCCAAUCUCUGAUCCACUCUCUCGAAACAUUUUUCCUGAAUGUAGUAGUUCGAGGAAAAAUGUGAUAGAAACACCUAACAAAAGGCGAAAGCUAAUGAUAAAUAAUUCAAAAAGUUCAGAUUCAAGUUAUGGUGAGGAUGAUUUUAUAGAUUUUGACUUUCCCAAGAAAGAUGAUUCACCACCUCAAGUUGGAAUACAUCAUGAAAUAAUGAUUGCUGGAACCAGAGUCAAACUUCCUGUUAAGCCAUAUCCAUGUCAAUUAGCAGUGAUGAAUAGUCUCAUUGCAGGAUGUACUAAGGAGCAGAAUUGUCUCUUAGAAAGCCCUACUGGCAGUGGUAAGACUUUGGCGCUUCUCUGUGCAGCUUUGGCAUGGCAAGAGCAGUACAAAGAGAAAAUACACCGAGAAAACGAGGAAAUGGAUCUAGAGAACAUCCACGACGACGAUGAUGAUGCUGCUGAUGAAAAUUUCUUCUUAAAUUCGUCGCAAUACUUUGACAAAGAUUUACUGGAGAAAACUUUAUCCAAAAGCAAAUCAAGGAAAGUGCCAAAAAUAUUUUAUGGAUCGCGAACUCACGGGCAACUUCAGCAGGUAGUUCGAGAAUUUAAGAAGACCGCGUACAGAUAUAAGAGAAUGACUAUAUUGAGCAGCCGAAAAAAAACGUGUAUUCAGGAAACCGAUAAGAACAAAGACAAAUUGUGUAAUGAAUUACUUGAUCCUCGAAAGGGUGAAAAAUGCAAAUAUUUUAACCGUGUAAAGAAAAAACCGACAAUAUUUAAUGAAAUGGACACGCCUUGGGAUAUUGAAGAUUUGGUAUUACACGGGGAAAAGACCCAGGCCUGCCCAUAUUUCGGUUCAAGAACUUUAAUGACCAGCGCAGAAAUCAUCUUUUGUCCGUAUAAUUAUAUCCUGUAUCCGGAAAUUCGCGAGAGCAUGCAAAUCCAUCUAAGAGGUAAUAUCGUAAUUCUCGAUGAAGCUCACAAUAUGGAGGAUAUUUGUCGAGAAGCUGCCACUGUGAAUCUCAGAAGUGACAAACUCGAAAAUGCCGUUAAUGAAUGCAAACAUUUAUUGGACUUAUUAAAAUAUAAGAGUGAUAUUUACACUAUUAUACACAAAUAUCUCUCGGAUCUCAUAACAUUCCUUAAUAGCAUUGAAGUCAAAGACAAUGAUCGUAACGAAAUGGUUAGUACGCAUUGGAUUGGUAGCGUAUUCCGAGAAUUGCUCGAUGUAAAUAAUGUGGGAUGUCCCAGAUUUCCUGAUGUUCUUCGCGCCAGUAUGAUGGCUAUAGAAGAUUUCAAACAGAAUUUGAAAGAAGAUGAUCCUAAAAAGAUAAAGCCCACUAUUUCUCAAGAAAGUAAAAGACUUCUUGAGUAUCUCUGUUUUGCUAUGCAAAUGAUUACAUCAGAUAAGGUUGAUGAUUAUAGGAUGUAUAUCAUAGAAACGAACGAAUUUAUUGAAAAGGUAAACGAAGCAGAUGACUGGAUCUCAUCGACAUCCAGAAAGUUAACCAAAGUACGAACCAUGACAAUGAAAUGCAUGAAUCCAGCUAUAGUUUUUGCGCCUUUGGCUCAUGAAGUUCGUUCUGUGAUACUCGCGUCAGGUACUUUGACGCCGACUAUAUCGUUUCAAAGCGAACUUGGGACAAAAUUCCCACAUAUAAUCAAUCCUGACCAUAUUAUACCAAAGAAUCAGUUAUAUAUAAGAUACAUAGCACAAGGACCUAAUAAAAAACCUUUAAAAGCUACGUACGCUCAGGUGAAUACCUGGGAUUUUCAGGACGAACUCGGUAAUUUGGUUCUUCAAGUAUGUGACGCGGUACCAUAUGGUGUACUAUGUUUCUUUUCGUCCUACAAGGCAAUGACCACUAUACACAACAGAUGGAGGAAUAAUGGCACGUGGGACAAACUCUCCGAAUUGAAGACAAUUUUUGUGGAGCCAAAAUAUGAAAGAGAGUUAAAUCCAGUCAUGAAAGAGUAUCGUAGUGAAAUUGAAAGAUCGUCGUCUGAAUCGUAUCGAACAGCAUGCGGAGCUAUCUUCUUUGCAGUUUUUAGAGCAAAAGUAGCAGAAGGAAUGGAUUUCAGUGACAAUGAGGCUCGUUGCGUAUUAUCAAUUGGCAUACCGUAUCUUCUACAAAGCAGUGAUAUAAGCAUGAAAAUGGAUUAUAAUAACUUGAAAUUCAAAGAAUCUAAACAAUUGCUAUCUGGUAGCGAGUGGUAUACCGUAAAUGCAUUUAGGGCGCUAAAUCAGGCAAUAGGUCGUUGUGUCAGACAUAAAAAUGAUUGGGGUGCUGUACUUCUAGUAGAUAAAAGAUUUGAGCAAGAACAGAACAUCAACUAUCUACCAAAAUGGGUAAAAGCAAAUAUCAAAUGUAACCAGACUUUCGAUCUUGAAUUAGAACUUCAAGAUUUUGUAGUUUUGCAAGUUGCACGUGAAAGAGGAGAAAAAGAAGAAUUGUUAGAAAAUAAUAAAGAUUUUCUUUUAGAAUAGAAAUAUAUAU